GUGAACGGGAACAGUGUUCUCUACAUGGCCUGCCAAAUACUGUCAACAAUUACAGCUGUACUAGCUACAUUUAAAGCGGAUUUUAAACCGACAAAGGGCUCCUCCUUCUGAUGUCCAAGUACAAACUCUUUCUGCUGAGGCAUGGGGAGGGAAACUGGAACAAGGAAAAUCGUUUCUGCAGUUGGGUCGACCAAAAGCUGAGUGAGGCUGGGGUAAAGGAGGCCCAGGACUGUGGAAGACUCCUGAAGGAGCAGGGCUUCAAGUUCGACUUAGUAUUCACCUCCAUACUCAGUCGCUCCAUUCAAACAGCAUGGCUAGUGCUGGAGGCUAUGGGUCAGGAGUGGGUCCCUGUGGUCAAAUCCUGGAGACUGAACGAGCGCCAUUAUGGUUCUCUGAUUGGCUUGAACCGGGCAGAGAUGGCUCAACAACAUGGAGAGGAAAAGGUGAAGUUGUGGAGACGGAGUUAUGACAUAACUCCACCUCCAAUUGAUGCAUCCCACCCUUACUUCCUGGAAAUCUACAAUGACCGCAGAUACGACACUUGUGAUGUAGCAAAAGAGAACCUUCCCCGAGCAGAGAGCCUGAAGGAGGUGUUGGACAGGCUGCUGCCUUACUGGGACAGCACUGUGGUGCCAGAGAUAAGGAAAGGCAAGACUGUGCUCAUUUCUGCUCAUGGAAACAGCUGUAGAGCUCUGCUGAAACACCUGGAAGGUAUAUCUGAUGAAGAUAUUGCCAGCGUGACUUUACCUACUGGUAUACCUGUUCUGCUUGAAUUGGAUGAAAACCUGAAGCCUGUGAAACCUCGUCAGCUCUUGGGAGACCAGGCAAAGAUUCAGGCGGCAAUUAAAAAGGUGGAGGACCAGGGAAAAGCCAAACCAUCAACUUGAAUGCACUAAACUGCCUAUAAGACUUAAAAGAGCUCUACUCAGAUUCCCACAUUUUAUUAGGUACAGUAACAACUCUUGACAGUCUCAAAUAACUAAUUAACUGUUGACAGAUCAAAACUACACACUGUUGUUACUAAGGUUUAAAGGAUAGGUGUACUGUAAGUCUUACAGUGGAGUUGCUGUAUGUAUAAUGCACUGGCUGUAUAUAAAUAUGGGCAACAAUUGCUAGUCCAAAGGUGAAGCCAAAAUACCCCACAGUUGGUAAUUUGUGAAAUUUUGGUGGGUCUCUAAAAUAUUGACAGCUUACAAUUGUUUUGAUGGAUACUGAAGAGGACUGUAGGCGGCUUGGCUUACUUUUUGUUGGUAUUUAAAAUGAAUGAAUAUUACUACUUAUUUGUUGGCCGUAGUUUUAAUCCAUUAGCAUCUAAUUAUUGAGAUAUUAUUUUGCUCAGCUAUAUGUGAUGAAUAUAAUUCACUGGUAUGUGGUCAGGUGUAAGCAAUCUUGUUUAACAUGUGGACGUGCUUUUGCGCAAUAUGAAGCAUGACAGUUGUGAGGUGAUUGAAAAGGUUGCAAGUAAGGAUGCUUCCCUAGUCAGCUAAAUGCACAUUUAAGUUGCAUUUUAGCGACUCGUCUAAAGUUAGAAAAUGCUCAGAAAAUAGUCAAAUUCAUCAUAGGGUCAUUAUGACAGACAGCAUAUGACUUGAGUCUGCUGUGAUGAGUACGGUGUGGUAAUGUGAUUACUCAUCACUUCAGUUGAGUUGUUAUACAACUCAACAUCCUACAUACAACGUCAUUUCUAUUUUCUAGUUCAAAACACUGUCAUACUGCACUGUUCCUUCAACAUGUCCUCAUGUCUACUUCUGGUGAAGUGCCAGAAGACAGCUCUUGCAGGAAGGAUGCAGCAUUAACUGAAGCUACAGUGACUAUUAGUGGUGGGAGGCUUCAUCACAGUUAAAAAAACAUUUAACCAGGAUCUCCAGGCCUGUGUUUUUCUAAAAAGGCUCAUAAGGAAUUUAAUCGACACAUAAAUCUUGUGCUGGCUUAUUUGUUAUCAAAUUUAAGCCAUUUAGCUGGCUAACUGCACUCAGUAAUGCCCCACACAAACACAUAAAUGCUUUGCCAAUUUAAUCUUAUUAAUUAAGGGCGUAGAGUCAAGAAAACACCCAGAAAACAGUCAAAAUGGCACACAAUGUAGUUAAGAUGGCAUCGCAGUGGCAUUAAGUUAUAUUGCUGAAUAUUGUCAAGGUGUCAAUUCUUCAGUUAAAUGUGAGUAUAACCUGACACAGCCCACGCGAUCCAACUUUAUCACCAUAUUCUUGACCAAAAUAGUGGCAGACUGCUGGUAGACUUAACACCAGGUCCUAACAGCAUGCAAGGGUAAGACAUUGUGUCGCAUGUUCCCUGUCCACACUGGAUCCAUCAAAUAUUUAAUUUCCUCUCCUAUGAAUUUCAGGUUCGCUUGUAAAAAAUAUGACAUCUAGCACUUCUUUGUUGAAAGCAGAGAAACAGAUAUGAGGCACUCUUUAUUGAUGAGCAGUUGACAGCUUUGAGUCAAAUAGUUUUCCCUCAGCGUUGAGUUAAAUAAGAACAAUACAUUUCAAACAUGUGUAAUACACAGCUAUGUCUACUUUGUAAAAAAGUGAACACGCUAUGCAGAAUGAGGAAAGUGAAAGAAUAUCAAGGAAAUGUUCCUGCCUGACACUCCUUUUUCCUUGCCCAAAUCAGUGCAAGCGACAAGGUGGAAAGUAAGAACAGGCUGACAGGGUGGAAAUGUGCUGUGUUGCUUGCAUGCUGCCAGGAUACUACAACAAGAAUCAGUGUAAUCAAGCUGGUUUUGUCGCUGAUGCUCGCUCACAUUACGUGUAGUUAGGACACAUUGUUAGACGGCACAUUCAUACUGGGACUGUGGGCCGUAACCUAUCAAAAUCACCCAUUACUAAUAGUUUAACUGACUGGUGGGGACCGAGGGAUCCUCCUUUAACUGUUCAUAUGGCUAAUUGUGCACAUCCCUAAUCACAUAUCUGGUGAUGUAAUUUUGAGAGAGCUGGAAGAUUUUUGGGUCAUUUCUGAGCAGACAUUCACAUUUAUGGAAAAUCUCAGUGACUGUUUUGUUUUCUUGGGGCCUUCAAAUUAUUUUGGCUUCACUCUCAGGCAGAUUUUGCUCUGUCCAUCUUAAUGUACAGUCCAUGACGUGUAUGCCACUGGUCAGACUGGUGUGACAGGGUAGGAGAAAGUUCAGAGAUGUACUGUAAAUGUUAAGCACUGUGGUGAGCUGUUUUAUGUGUAAGCACUGAGGAGGAGUUUGGCUUGUGUCUGGUCUUUAAGCUAACUGUUCCCACUUUAUGCCUGUACUGUCACCCUUAUGUGCUAUUUAUUAAAUUUCCUCCUUUACUGAAACGUAAUAAUGUGCUAAUGCUGAAAAACCUUUUCUGUUACAUUGAUAAGCUUUUGGAGUAUUCCCUUGUGCUUGUGCCUUCAGUAUGAACAUCAUGCUUAUCUACUUUUUAGUUUUUUAUUUUAAUUAGAGCUUCAAGCAUCUUUUUAAUGGGAUUAUUUAAGAGAUAAAACACUUAGUUAACAAAUCUUACCUCAUAGAGACUAAUAGCAAGGAAGUUCAUUCCAAGAACGAGUAAAUGUGAGCCACAAAAAUGAUGUAAUUAUGCAAAACCAGCAAAGCCCUCUACUUUAGUAAGCGUUAUUUUUAUUUACACUUUAAAGUGGCCUGUUCAGUUUACUUAAAUUGAAAAGCUAUUGUCUUUUCACAGUUAUAUACAACACAUUUAAAAAAAAUAAUGUGGCAUUUAUUACACUGUGGCAAGCAAAUAUGCCCACCUAAUAUGAAAACUAAUUGUUUUGCACAUUUUUGAGAAUAUUUUGAGUGUAUGGUUUUAUUUAAAUUGAAUGCGCCAAUUGUGAAAGGUCAAUGACGUUAUUUUUGGAUACAUUUUUAAGUUCAGUUUUAAAAAACAAGCCCUAUAUUGGUUUGCAUUGUAAAAUUUAUAUUUUUAUCAAACAUGCAGUUUUAAUCCUUCUGUAUUUUCAGUAACAAGCAGGAAAAUGUUACAAGCUACUCUGUGCAAAUUAUGCCUCCUACAAGCACUGUCUUGAGUUUUGUGUAAGAUAAGUUAUUGGACUGUAUUUGGUAUAAUAUGUCUAAUUAUUGUGUCCUGUUUUCACUGUUUUGUUGCUUGUCUGCCUCUGUCAUUUUGUAUACUGGUCUGUAGGUCAACAGGGAGAAGGCAGAAACAAACAUUUGUAUAUAGUCAAUAGUAAAAAACUGCUUCAUUUAAUG
Cheilinus undulatus (humphead wrasse) is the source of this 4180-nucleotide messenger RNA. RefSeq names its product 2,3-bisphosphoglycerate mutase (gene bpgm). Gene Ontology annotation, biological process: glycolytic process. The record is from RefSeq and is a predicted model, not a curated record. NCBI's taxonomy places the organism in Eukaryota, Metazoa, Chordata, Actinopteri, Labriformes, Labridae. Bases 111 to 887 code for a protein of 258 amino acids. Gene Ontology annotation, molecular function: intramolecular phosphotransferase activity. The transcript has 3 exons.